AUGCUAGGUACGUUAAGCAACCCCUUUGCCUAUGAUGUUGUGAUUUCAAAAGAUGUACAGGACUUCCCAAGCGCACGAAAAAUUCUAUUCACACUGCUCAUGGAAUGGAGCAAAAAUCUUUCAGACCCCGAGGAUGAUUGUGUUUGUGAUAUUGCUGAAAUGCUAGAAGACCUUGGAGCGAAAUUCGACAUCAUCAAAAUGAUCGCCUAUGAGGAUGGCGCCUCUCCUGGUCGUUGUUACGGUAUGAAAUGCGAUGUUAUUCGGACCACGCUUCAUGAUGUACGGAAGAGACUUACAAAAGACCCAGAAAGCAGAUUUCAAAUGGCAGAAGUGUUGGAUAUGCUCAGCAAGCAUAUUGGAAGACUAUCAAUGAACGGGUAUGACUGUGAAGAUGUGUUUGCGUUUAGAAUGGAUACAAUGAUAGAUGUUGUGGAAUUGAGAUUCCAUGAAAGGAACCCUGAAGAGGAUCCAGAAAAAGAGCGCAAGCAGAUUGAACUGUAUGCCAUGUGGAGCCGUCUUUGUGUGGCUAUGCCUUCUUGUGCAUGUCUACAAUGUGGCAAGAGACUGGUACUGAAUAUUGACAGGUAG
This is a messenger RNA of Penicillium odoratum, 588 nucleotides long. RefSeq lists its product as uncharacterized. The transcript has a single exon. The record is from RefSeq and is a predicted model, not a curated record. The coding region runs from base 1 to 588 and encodes 195 amino acids. NCBI's taxonomy places the organism in Eukaryota, Fungi, Ascomycota, Eurotiomycetes, Eurotiales, Aspergillaceae.